Ictalurus furcatus (blue catfish) is the source of this 475-nucleotide messenger RNA. RefSeq lists its product as uncharacterized. Gene Ontology annotation, molecular function: protein binding. The coding region runs from base 89 to 421 and encodes 110 amino acids. The transcript has 2 exons. The record is from RefSeq and is a predicted model, not a curated record. Lineage: Eukaryota; Metazoa; Chordata; Actinopteri; Siluriformes; Ictaluridae.
GCAACCAUGCCGCGAGUUUCUAACGAGAGUUUCUAACGAGUUUCUGAAAAACCGAAACUGAAACCAUGCUGCAUGAACUUCGCUCAACAUGGAGAAGAAAUACUAUAUUUUUGUAAAUGGUCUUGAAGGGGAAAAUAAAUCUAUCUUCGUUUCCAACUCCGAGGAUGAGUUCAACAAAACAACUAUUUUGGCUUUCAAAGAAAAGAUUCUGGUAGCAUUUCCGCAUAUUCCUGAGGAUCAGAUCAGAAUAAUAUUCAGUGGUUCCCAGCUUCAGGACACCGACACUUUUGCCAUGCGCAAGAUCAAGAGCGAGGCCACCUUCUAUCUGCUUCUCAGAAUGCGUGGAGGGCAACUUCAACCGGAUGAAGAGAGUAGAGACAGGCGACACAGCCGCGACUUAACCCUAUCCCCGGACUUUUAAUAAUGUCUUUCCUGUCCUAUUUUUAGUGUGGAGAAUAAACCUAAUAUUUCCCUA